Messenger RNA from Eruca vesicaria subsp. sativa (arugula), 827 nucleotides. Lineage: Eukaryota; Viridiplantae; Streptophyta; Magnoliopsida; Brassicales; Brassicaceae. The record is from the annotation of a GenBank genome assembly.
CGAGAUUGACAAGGCUCAAUGGUGAAACUGGUUUAUAACGCACGCAAGUUGUUCGUCUGAAAGCCGCAGAGAAACCGUUGUGCUGGGUGAAUGUAGUGAGACGCGAAAGUCUGAAACCUUUUUGUUUGGGUAUUGAAAAGCUAGUCUCCUGUGUUUGGGGAAGGCCUUUUCUUUCAAUGAAUAGGAAGUAAACGACGGUGAUAUAUACAAUGGUGAGGUCGUCUCUUUCGAGUAAGAGAUACACUUACAUACACGAAAGUGAAAGUGAGCUGCUUAGAAGAGCCAUUGACAUUCACAAUGUGAUCAUCAAUACGAGCAGAUCAACUGGUUAUCUCCGUCUUAUGGGCCUUGCUUUCUUCCUUGUGAUUUUAGGGGCUUCUAUGUAUUUUUUUCUUGGAAAGGACAAUCCAGGUAGAAAUCUUUGUUGGAGCUGCAUGUUAACUGGGUUCUUUGUCGUGAUACUAAGUCUGAAGUUAGUCAAGAAAGAAUCUGUUAUAAUCAUGCCAACCUUCGGGAUCCAACUUGAAACUCAAUAUUUAAGUGGAAAAACUGUCUCCAGGUUUAUCCCCAUUAGUAAGAUUUUGAAGCCUGUGCUUGUGGAAUGUGUCACACCCGUUACAUGUUACUGGAGUCUCUCCUUAUUCCUGCGUGAUGAAGAACAGCUUACAUUGGUGUUUAAGACCAACGUGAAAUCAUCAGUGAAGAGAAACAAGUUUUAUCUGGUUAACCAGCAUCCACGUGAAUUUUCUACUGCCAAUACAAGCAAACGAACAUGGAAGAUCCGUUUAGAAGACAACACUGAAGUUGUGAGGUUACAGAACUUGUAG